Cuscuta europaea is the source of this 5895-nucleotide messenger RNA. NCBI's taxonomy places the organism in Eukaryota, Viridiplantae, Streptophyta, Magnoliopsida, Solanales, Convolvulaceae. The record is from the annotation of a GenBank genome assembly.
CUAGAAUAUUGUACCUACUCCAAAGUGUAUGAGAGAACGAAUUUUUUUCAUCCUGUAUUUGAUAAUCAGGGUGCUAUUAUUGCACUGAAAGUUUUGGAUCCGUAUUUAGGGUUUCAUGCCAAAGUAGCUGAGGGUGCGCAGAAGCUCGCAGCUCAUCCCUUCAUAGUUGGGACUUGGAAGGGCUCUUGAAGUGUUGAAUGAUCAUGGUUGAAGGUCCAAGGGAAAUUUCCCAAAUUAAGAGUAAAAACGAUGUGAAAUUCUAAAACAGUAGUACUAUGUUUUCCACUCCAAGUAUAUAUGUCUACACCAAUGGAAGAAGCUUCCAUCGAUAUUACUCAGCAGGUUGCAAAGAAACUCAAGCGGCCUGCAGGAUCAAAGCCGCAGCUUCUUACUUAUGAGGUCAAUGCACCUGCUAGAGAGUCACAGACUCUACCGGAGUUUAGGGUGAAGAAGGGUGUUGUUUUAGCAGUGGACCCCGAAUAUUUCCGUCACCUCGUGGAGAUUAAAGUGCUUGGAUUCCAGCGCCCUUUAGGCUCAAAGCCGCAGCUUCUUACUUAUGAGGUCAAUGCUGAAGAACUUAGACGUUGCUUUAAUGGUUGUAUGUUUGCUGGCUUACGUGUUCGCCUCUUCUCCAACGCUGCAUAUGAGACCCAAACUGAGUCUGCAAUCCUAGCACUGGCUACUGAGAUUGCCAAGUUUACAACAGAUGUGUGCAUGGCUGCUCUUUAUGCUAAGCUCCACAGCAUCCAUAAAUCGCUCGGAAGAUAUGAAAGCCGUUAUGCUAGCGACCCGUGCUAUACCGAGGAUGUACCCCUCCCCCUACCCUUUGGAAUGGCGGUUCAAGAUUUCGGUGUUUUCGAGACACUGAGACACACAGCAUGGUGACCCAUUUUAUUCUUGCACCAACCUACCCAGAGGGUCUACAACAUGAAGGCCGUAGUCAAUCAACUUAUUGUUCCGCUGAGUACUUAUCCUUCAUUCCAACCCUUAAAGAGCUCGGGUUUCCUUUGAAGCCUAUUGAUCCUCAUGUGACAGCAGGAUCCCCUUGGUGGACUUAUAAAGUUAAAAACAUCUACGGUACGUGCGAUUUGGCUUGUAUUUUGCCUCCAUCUCACUAUUCUGAACUCAGUGCCAUACUUCGAACUGUGCUGUUAGUUCCUGAUCACGAUGGUCUUUGCUGCCAAAUCGUCAAGAUUCCAGAUGACUGUGCAGACUACGGAACUGGAAUGAAAGGGCUCGUGCCAGGGUUCUACCUCCAUUCCUUUCUAGCAUUGAGCCAUGGUCCUGAAGAAGAAUGGAGUUUUGGAGCGGUUUUGAACUGACUCUUAUUGCUCAGCUGACUGUUUUGGAAGUUUGUUCAUCAGAUUUUGGCAUUAACUUUUUUGUUAGCAUUAGGAAAGUACAGGUGCAUCUAGGGGUUGCCAUGGUCACGGUUUCAUGGCAUUGAUCGGAACUGUCUUAUUUUUUAACCGGGUACGGGACCGGCUGGAACGGGCCCGAAUGACUAUUUUGUUUUUGCAAUUCUUCUUUAAUACUUAUAAUAAAUAUCUUUAAAUUAGCAGUGUAGGAUUUCAACCGUUGUCAAUGUCCAUCUCAUGAAGCUCCCAUUGAAUUGGUUAGAUGCCGCCACCUCCAUAAUAGUCGACCUGUAAGUCUGUAACCAUUUCUGCAAUACGGCUUAGGUUGAUGGUUUUCACAAACAACGAGAUGAUCCAGCUCUUAAACCGGUUUAUAGAGAAGAGAACCAUCAGUCUAGCUUGUAAUUGAUUAAUUUGAUUUUAUACCCCAAAAGUCCAAAACCCCAAAUUACACGGAAUGCUUUUCCCGUAGGCAAGGUCCGUGGUAAUUAAUUAAGAGACCACCUCCCAUUGUAUUAAGUGCAUCAAUCUAUCUUUGCAUUGCUUCCUUCUAACGUGAAUCUUGAGCUCCAUGACAAAUAGGAAGAAUGCACUUCUCAAAAAAUUUGCAGACAAACCAUACUAGAUUUUUAUUAAACAGUGAUGCAUUUAUCUAGAAUAUUCUAUGUAGAAAAGGCUAGAGAUGAUCUAGAGAGUUAAAGCUAGAAAGUAUUCUAGAAAAUUCUCUACUAGAGAAUUCUUAUGUAAAAUCUAGAGUAAUUAGACAUAGAUGUAGAAUACUCUAGAAUCAUAGCAUUUAAUAAGGAUCUAGAAUGAUCCUCUAGCUCCUAUAAAUAGGACUCAUUGCACUCAUUUGCAAACCAAGCAAAACCAAGAAACAUCAAUACAAUACUACUUUUCUAGAGACAAGAGCUCUCCUCUAAAACACAUCAUCUACAUUACACCUCACUAAAAUCACUUAUUCUACUCAUACAACCAACAACCUCUUUUAUUUUCUAACAAGUGGUAUCAGAGCUUGUUCGAUCAUAAGCGGGCAUUAUGGCGACAUCAAGCUUCUCGGUAUCAACUCCGAUGUUCAAUGGAGAAAGCUAUGACUAUUGGAGUGUCCGUAUGAAGACUUGCCUAGAAUCACAUGAUCUCUGGGAUUUUGUUGAAGAAGGAAUCAUGAUGCCGGAAAAAGGAAGCGACGACGCAUCAACUUCCGAGGUACGUAAGAAACAAAAACAACAAAAUGCUAGAGCUCUCUAUCUUCUUCAACAAUCCGUUUGUGAUACUAUUUUCCCGAGAAUAAUUCGUGCUACUACGGCAAAAGAAGCUUGGGAUAUUCUUAAGGAGGAAUUUCAAGGAAAUGAGAAAGUUAGAACUAUUAAAUUACAAAGUUUAAGAAGAGAGCUCGAAAAUUUAAAGAUGAGAGAUUCUGAAAUGGCAAAAGAUUAUUUCUCUCGGCUUAUACAUAUAGUCAACGAAAUGAGAACUCUUGGAGAAAACAUAACCGACGAGAGAAUAAUCCAGAAGGUCCUAAUCAGUCUCCCUGAAAAAUAUGAUCCAGUAGUUUCGGCUAUUGAGGAGUCAAAAGAUCUAUCAAAAAUGUCCAUCACUGAAUUAAUGGGGUCGCUAGAAGCACGUGAGCAAAAAUAAGGAUUAAUUCUUUGUGAAACAGUUAACUAGUUGGUAUUAAUUAUUGUUUUGAAAUUUUCCAAUAAGGAUUAUUUUUUGUAAAACAUGAAAAAAUAGAGAUGAUUGAUGUCAAUUUUACCCCCUAUAAAAUUUCAAUUCUUUAAGAAAGUAUGGAGUAUUUUUCUCAUCACCUCCCCUGCUCAUUCACGGGUGGAGCCGAUGAGAGUCUCAAUUAAGUCCACUGCAUGGUGUGGGUACGUACCUCACAUUCUGAAUGAAACAAUUAAUUCGAUCUCCCAUUACACAUAUAAAUGUGUACGUGUGUGUAUAUUGUAUGGAUUUAUAUUUAUAUUUAUAUAUGACAUGAAUUACUGAAUUUAAUUCAAGCGUGGAGAAUAUUAUAUUACUGAAUAUAUGGAGAUAGGGAUAUGGAAGUCAUUUGAGAGAAUAAAGAAGAUAUCACAAACAGCCGAUAUUGAAUUGAAUAUAGGUAUUAAAAGCAGCAAACUUUUAUCAGUGCCACGCACUUUGAAUUGCUUUUUUACUUUGCUUUUCUUGAAGCCGUACUGUAACAGGCCGGCCAUCCAGCAGCAGGUAGGUAAAUGCAUCUAUCCAUCCCCUUACAGUAGAUCCUUUCCUUAGCUUUGUAUAUUACUAUCACAACUCUCAUUCCAUUUCCCCCUCUUCUUUAGAAAAAGAAGAAAAGGAUGCAAUGUUCAAAAGAAGCAAUUGCAAGGCUGUUCUACAAUGCCUCAGCCUCAUUUCAACUUUUCAUGCUCUUCUCAUAUCUCUCCUUUAUUCUUCUUGUUGCCAUCCUUCAUUUUCUUGGUGGUGACCUGUUUUAUGGAAGGGCUGCAUAUGAGUUUAUUGACACAUAUUCUGAUGAUGAAGAAAAAGCAGUGGAAGAUGAAGUUGAGUAUGAUGAAUAUUACCAUGGUGCCCCUGUUGGUCAUGUAUCAAGACAACAUCAUCAUAUCCGGAACCAUCAUCUGCAACGUAGUAGAAGCUUCCAAGAUUGUCACCAUGAUGACGGUGAUGAUGAUGAUGAUGAUGAUGAAGAAGAGGGAGAUGAUGAUGAAGUAGUAGAGGAAAUCAAAAGUGUUGUCAAUGAAGAACCACCCUGCAGCAUUUGGAUCUCAUCAUCAACAUCAGCCAUGGAGACUAAUGUAAUUGGUCUUGGAGAAGUGGCUGAUGAUGAAGAGAAUAUUCCAAGUAGGGACAGUCAUAUUGGUUAUUCUAAAACAAGUGUUCACCGCCGGGACAUGUCACGUGAGAAUAAAAAAUCUCACAUAGAUAAUAUUCCCAAAGAAAAGAGAGUGGAGGCAAAUGGUUUGAUUCAACAAGUGGAGGAGAAGUUGGUGCACGCGCCACCAGCCAAGGUGGAGAGCAAGAGGUUGCACUUUGGAGAAGAAGAUAUAUUUGAAGAUUCCUGCACCGUUGGAUCCACUUCAAAGAGCUCGUCGGAAUGGAGAAGCUCCAUCAAGGAUUCUUGCACCGAAGAUCCAUUUUCCUCAUCUUCCAGAAGAAGUUGCCCCAAGUGGGAGUCAUAUACUCUUUUCCAAAAGUACGACGAAGAAAUGCUGUUUUUGGACAGAAUUAGUGCUCAAAAACUCCGUGAAACAGAAUCGCUUAGGUUAAGACUGCAAUCAAAUAAUCCAAGAUCAGUAUCAGAUAGGAUUGUACAUAAGUUUAGACGAAAGAAACGGGGACCGUUGGAUCCAUACAAUGAUCUAGAGGCAGCUUACGUGGCACAAAUAUGCUUGACAUGGGAAGCUCUGAAUUGGAAUUACAAGCAACUCCAGCGCCUACUGGAUCUGCGGCGGCGGCGGCCGCCGGAAGACCGGGGCUGCCCUGCCUACAUUGCUCAGCAAUUUCAGCAGUUUCAAGUUCUUCUCCAGAGGUACAUAGAGAAUGAACCAUUUGAACAUGGAAGGAGGCCUGAGGUUUAUGCUAGGGUGAGGGGCUCAUCCCCAAAGUUACUACAAGUGCCUGAAUAUAGAGAUUCGGACGAGGAGAAAGGAGAAGAAGGAUUUUGUUCCAGGAUUCCUUCAGAUUCAUUCCUUCAAAUAAUGGAGGAAUCAAUCCGGACAUUCAUGAAUUUUCUCAAAGCAGACAAGGAGGGCCAUUAUUGUCAAAUGAUAGCAUCUUUUUUCAAGAAAAGCAGACCAGGCUCAGCUGAUCCACUCCUUCUUUUGAACCUCCAAAAAGUAAACAAAAAAAAAAAAAGAAAGUUGAAAGAUAUGAAGCGGACGGGGAAAUGGCGCCUUCGAAAUAUAAAGUUAAAAAAGAAGGACGAAAUGGAGAUUUUGAUGGCACAAAUAGACUUGAAAGUUGUUUGUAGAGUUUUGAGAAUGAAAGAGGUGAAUGGGGAUCAAUUGCAUUGGUGCAAAGAGAAGAUGAACAAAGUGAAGAUAAAGGAAGACAGUGGGAUGCUACAAAGAGAUUCAUCACCACUUUUCUUCCCCUCACACUGACCCACCCAUUUCUGCCUACAAAAUUUAAGGGAUUGCAUAUUAUUCAUAUACAAAACUGCUUGAUGUACACGCCGUUAUACACACCUUAUACAAAACAUUGUCUGUGAGUCGAUGUUCACAGACAAAAAAACCUUUCACAAACAUAGAUGUGUACAAAAGUGUGUAUAAGAGUGUGUACAAAAGGUUUUUUUGAUUCACAUAUGGAGUCAUAGAAGACUAGAUUCAGAAUAGACGAUCGUUUUCAGUGAGAGGGUUCCACAAAAUGAUAGGUUGUUGUGAUAGAUGAUCAUCUAUAUAUCUACACAUAUGAGUCACAUAUGAUUCCAUAAAACUACUCUUGAUUUAGAUAGUUAUAGUUAGGAUAUGUACAUUCAUACAUGUUGUAAUUUAAUUUUUUUUUAUGGUAAACACGCCAUGAGCCCCAUCCAUUCUAUCACCAGUAUAAA